UUUCUUUCUCCCACUCCUCUUCCUCUUCCUCACCCAAGUGGAGCAUAUCUCAGUCCUGCAGUCCCUCUCUGAGUUCGGUAGCUACACUCCCACUCCUCUAGACUCCUACACUCUGACCAAAAGACGCACUGCAGAGGUGCUUUCAUGACACACACCCCUCUCCCCCCUGUGUCUAUUGGGCCGGAGGCGUGACAGUCUCAAACCCACACUACAUUAGCAGCAUCCUGCUCUCAGACCAAACCAAAGACAAGCAGGUUUUUGGCUCCUAUCAAGACAUGAAGGAUCUCGCGGUGGCACUGCCCCCCACCCCAGUGACAGCUCAGCCGGACAGCCACACACAGGUUUCCUGCUCCACAAUCGGUCAGAGCUCGAUAUCCCAGCAGGCCUGGCAAGUGGGGAAUGGCUCUUCCAGCACCAACCAGGCCCAGAUUUAUCUGCAUGCACAGAUGGAGAAAAAUGAGGCCCAGCAGACCAGCCAUCCUACUCCACAGAGUGUUCACACCAAGGCCCCUGCACACCCCAGGAUAUUCCCGUGCACUCCAAAGUCCACCCAGCAAUCAGACCCAUCCAAGAAAGGACUGUGCUCUCCAAUCCAGUCACACACCCUGAUGAUGCACAAGCUGCAAUGCAAGCUCAGCCACAAGAUGGCGCACUGCAGCAAGCUCCUCAAACCAAAGCCCGAUGGGGGCCAGAGGCUGGUUCAGUCUGUUUCUCCCCAGGCUGCUUCACAGGAAACUCUACCCACCUCCCCCCUCUUCUCAUCCAGUCAGACCCCAUGGAUCCCUGUGACAUCUGUGUCUGAGGUCCAAUCACAGCACUUCACUGCCACACCAACUCUUCUUUCAUCCUCCUCUUCCUCCGCCAAGCAAAGUGCGCUGGCCUCUCAACACGAGGCCAGUGCCGCUUCCCCUUCACAUGACCCUGCCCACAAGCCCCCCAGUCUUUCCCCUGCUCCCUCCUUAGCAGCUUGCAUGGGCUCCCAAUCUGACCCUAGGGCCACCACAUCCUCAGCCCUUGAACUAAGGCCCCUAUCUUCAGUGUCAGGGCAGGGGCAGACAGAUUGGAUGCAGUCCUCUAUGGAGACCCCAGCAGGCAAGACGCUGGUCCAGGUGCCUUGCCAGGACCUUCCACCUCCGCAAAUAUUUGGCAAGGACCUGCAGGCCCAUUUGACAGCUCCUUCUGAGCUCCCAAAGGACUUAUCCACAAAAUAUCAAAUGGUGUCAUUGCAUGAAAUGGACACUGGAGAGCAGGUGCAGCCAAUCUGUUUGGCGUGCCCAGGCAAUGAGAAGAUGACGGACCUCAUGUACUCUCCAGCUGCAGACAGUACCCAGAUACUACCCACUGAGCUGACGCCUGCUCAUCAGGAGGACAACUGUAGAAACACCCACACCAACUUAACCAAUACAGCUGGCAGCAGGCAAUCAAGCACAGAGAGAAUAACUGACAACGUCCAACCAGCACACUCCUCUGCGAAGCCCCUUCACACAAGCUCUUCCCAAGAUCCCCUCCCAACUGCCGGGGUACCAAGCAACAGCCUGCCCAAUCCCACCAGUCACCUGGGGCAUCCUGAGAGCCAGCUCCCCCAUGCUGUCGUCCAACCCCAGGUUCUCAUGCAUCUCAUCGAGGGCUUCGUAAUCCAGGAGGGGCUGAAGCCAUUUCCAGUGAACCGCUCCUCACUGAUGGUGGGGCAGCUGGCCAAACAUCCUGAGGCCUUCCUUGAGAUGACGGGGAGUGAGGUCAGCAACCCCCUCAUGUACGCCUGGAACUCCACAGAUACCGACAUGGAUGACCUGGCCACGGACGAUGGUAUGGAUGAGGUGCAGGCAGACAUGUUGCACUGUGAGUUCUGUGGGAAAAGGGGCUAUGCCUACACCUUCCUCAGGUCCAACCGCUUCUGUUCUACCACGUGUGUCCGAAGGUUUAACGUCAGUGACACCAAGCGCAUCAGCACGCCGAAAGCCACUCGAACUGGCCACUGGAAUCGUGGCAAGGACCGCAGACGGGGACGGAGGCCCAGCAGGCUGGUGGGCGGCUCCAGGGAGUGUUUCCUCCGACAGACAGCCCAGAGCACUGGCUGGUGGCCGUUGCAAGCUGAAGAGGAGGACGACCCUCCCAUUCCGAUGACAACCAGACGACGGCGGCAGGCGGAGCUGGAGCGGGAGAGAGAAACAGCGGACAGCGGUGGGAGCCCGCCCACCUCUCCGUCCAUCCCUGCUCUGUGGACCGUGGACCAAGUCUGCGCCUUCGUGUACACACUGCCAGGUUGCCAGGACAUUGCUGAGGAGUUCCGCUCACAGGAGAUUGACGGCCAGGCCCUGCUGCUGCUAACUGAGAAUCACCUAAUGAGCAUCAUGAACAUUCGGCUGGGGCCUGCACUCAAGAUCUGCGCCUGCAUCAACUCCCUCAAGUAGCCCUAGCCCAGUGUUCCUCACUCCUUGAUCCUGGUUGAAACAAAAACCAGCACACACUGCGGAUUUCAGAACCAGGACUGAAGAAGACUGCCCUAGCCGAGGAAGACUGCCCUAGCCGAAGAGAGAGACAAACCUCCUCAUCCUUUGCAUCCUCACCCCCCUGUCACACCAGAGACUCCUACAGUUGAAAUCCCUCAAAAUGCUCCUCCUCUCACACUGAGGUAAUGUGUGAGACUUGGCUGGAAUACUCUGCUUAUGCAUCAGCUGAGCACUACAGAGAGAGGGCAUGUCCGCAAAGGAAGGGAGGGAGAGGGAGGAUGACAGUGGGAGACAGAGAGAAAGAGAGGGUGUGUGUGUGCGUGCGUGCAUGCAUGUCCACAUUUGUGUGAGUGACAGAGUGAGAGAGAAAGAAAAGAGAUGGAAAAUGUGUCCACUGGGAACGUAAGGCUCCUCAGAGAGUGCAGGUCUGUAGACAAAGAGCUUGCCCUGCUGAAACAAAAUCCUUCAUUUUGUCUCAAACUUUGUGUUUCAACAAUCAAGACAUUAACGCCUGGUGCAAACACAUCACAGCAUUACUUACACCUGAAACAGCGGCCACAAUGCAGUAAGGUAUGACCCCUGUGUUUCUCAAAUGUACAACUCGCGUGCAAUUAACUGUUUUAUACACAUUUGAAUGAACAAUUGCGAUGAACAACUUUUGGAUCCACUUUUGGGUCUCAGUUUACCACUUUAAUUAUACCAUUAAUCCAAACUGCAUUGGUGUCCAUCUUUCAGAAAUAGCCACUGACUCUCACUAAGUGUUUACCUGUAAAUAUUUGUGUACAUUCUCAAGAGAAAACAAGCAUUGAGUUUCUGCAGUGUUGAGUGUGCUUUCAUUCCGAAAAAUGUAAUAAUAUUUUGAUAUUUAGCUGAAUCUUUUAUCCAAAGCAACUUAGUUUGAUUCAGACCAAUCAUGCAUAUUUAAAAAACAUUGCUAUUCCCCAUCUCUUGCCCUUCUGACGUCAAGUGUCAAGUAAUACAAUAUUCUCUCUCCCCAUGAGGCUACCACCACUUAUUCUAGCAGGUGACUCAUUAUGGGAUUUUAGUGGAUGCAUUUCGACUGCCUUAGCUAUAUUUUGUCUUUGAUAUGUAUU
Molecule: messenger RNA, 3544 nt
Organism: Conger conger (European conger)
Lineage: Eukaryota; Metazoa; Chordata; Actinopteri; Anguilliformes; Congridae
Product: polyhomeotic-like protein 3
Exons: 12
Coding region: 276-2411 (711 amino acids)
Cellular component (GO): nucleus; PRC1 complex
Molecular function (GO): protein binding; zinc ion binding
Source: RefSeq, a predicted model, not a curated record